Molecule: messenger RNA, 258 nt
Organism: Caenorhabditis remanei
Lineage: Eukaryota; Metazoa; Nematoda; Chromadorea; Rhabditida; Rhabditidae
Exons: 2
Coding region: 1-258 (85 amino acids)
Source: RefSeq, a predicted model, not a curated record
AUGGGCACCUCCAAGUCCGUCAGCUGCAGUUGCCGAGCCGGCGCUGAACGUCGACACGCUGAUGUACGCGGCGGUAGGACUGCUUGCGGCGUUCUCGACGUCGACGACGCCGACGGUGAUGAGGUGCGGAAGAAGUUGUGCAGGUGGAGUUCGCGUCGGAGACUAGAUAGUCCGAAGCCACCUCCACCACCACCACCUCCGCCACUACCACCUGCCGCCGACGACGACGACGAGGAGCCGCGUCUUCGUGGCAUUUGA